GUUUGUUUAUUUUGAAUAUUUUUUGGUUACAGAAAAUUUUUCAUUUUUUUUUAUCAAAUGAAUAAUGUUAUCAAUACAAUUUUCAGACAAUUUAAUCACCGAUCUAUUGAUGUGAAAUGGAAAAUGAAUGGAAUGAUUAAAAUGGAUCAAUUAUCACGAAUGUUUUACGAAUCAUUUCGGUUGUUCCAUACUGUUGGUGGUGGUGAACAACAACAAACUAUUCAACAAACGUGGCCAAAAGAACAGCAACAACAAAAUUUUGAUUAUUUUCUUAUUCUAGAUUUUGAGGCAACAUGCGAUAGACCACAAUUAACACCGAUGGAAAUAAUUGAAUUUCCAGUGCUGAAAUUUGAUUGUAGAACAUAUGAAAUUGUCGACACAUUUCAUCGUUAUGUACGACCAACUGUUCAUCCAAAUCUUACAUCAUUCUGCAUUGAAUUGACUGGUAUCGUACAAGAUAUGGUUGAUGAUUCCGAUAGAUUUUCAAAAGUUUUUAAGGAUUUUCAAAAAUGGUUAUUGGAAACCAGAUUAAUCAAUGAUAAUCAAGCACCAAUUUCAAGAUUUACAUUCAUUACAUGUGGUGAUUGGGAUCUGAAAAAAAUAUUUCCAACACAAUGUAAGAUAUGUAAUUUUGAUGUACCACCAUAUAUGAAAUCAUGGAUAAAUGUGAAAAAAUCAUUUGUCGAUCAUACGAAUGAAUGGCCCAAAAGUCAAUCAUUCAUGUUGGAUCGUUUAGAAAUCCAACCAAUUGGCCGUGCUCAUUCCGGUAUUGAUGAUUGUCAUAAUUUAGCACAAAUCGUAAGACAUUUAGCAACGCAAGGUUAUAUUUUUUGUAAUAAUUCUCGAUUAAAAUCAGAAUGAAUUGAUUUAUUUUUAGGAAUUUAAAUUUAAAAAAAAUUCAAUAAAAAAAACAUUCAAAAAACCAUUUUGGGUC
Dermatophagoides farinae (American house dust mite) is the source of this 934-nucleotide messenger RNA. RefSeq names its product Snipper (gene Snp). NCBI's taxonomy places the organism in Eukaryota, Metazoa, Arthropoda, Arachnida, Sarcoptiformes, Pyroglyphidae. The record is from RefSeq and is a predicted model, not a curated record. Gene Ontology annotation, molecular function: 3'-5'-RNA exonuclease activity; nucleic acid binding.